Messenger RNA from Solanum dulcamara, 675 nucleotides. Its product is annotated as replication protein A 70 kDa DNA-binding subunit B-like. The coding region runs from base 1 to 675 and encodes 224 amino acids. The transcript has 5 exons. The record is from RefSeq and is a predicted model, not a curated record. Lineage: Eukaryota; Viridiplantae; Streptophyta; Magnoliopsida; Solanales; Solanaceae.
AUGGCUCUAAGAUUCAAUAUUGAAGGAAUAACAGAGACACACCCAAUUGGACUUGAGAAACAAAUCAGGGCAGUUGUAUAUGGUAAUGAUAUUGACUAUUAUGCAGAGAAACUUAGACUGUUAAAUACAUAUCUAAUUUUCACUGUCAGAGUCAAAGUUUCACCAACUUCGUACGGAAGAGUGAUAAAUAAAUUUUACUGGGUGCUUGAUAAAGAAACUUUAAUUGAACAUGUCGAACUAACUGACGAGCUUGAGAAAUCACUGUUGCCUCCGACCAAGUUAAAUAUCACAUCUUUUGGUAGUAUUGCUCAAAUGACUCCAGGUCCUGCUGUGGAAAUUGAUAUUAUGGAAAUUGUUCUCCAUUGUGGCCUUUCAAAGUAUGCAAGCCGUAGUCAAAAUAGGUGUCGUGAGGUUAUUGUUUCUGAUGAUCAACAAAAUCAAUUUUUGCUCACUUUAUGGGACGACUUAGGAGAAAUUGAAGGAACUGAAUUGGAGGAUAAAAUAGAAAAGGAUAAAGAAUUUCCUAUAAUCCUUGGAAGGAACAUUGGAAUAUCUCCUUAUCAAGGUAUGAAUGAAUUACAAUAUUAUACUUUAUCAUUGCAAACUAAAUUUAACUCCACAAUCCGCAUAAAUCCUACUUAUUCACGGGCAUUAGAGCUCAUCAGCUGGUACUGA